Molecule: messenger RNA, 846 nt
Organism: Cucurbita pepo subsp. pepo (vegetable marrow)
Lineage: Eukaryota; Viridiplantae; Streptophyta; Magnoliopsida; Cucurbitales; Cucurbitaceae
Product: asterix-like protein
Biological process (GO): protein insertion into ER membrane
Cellular component (GO): endoplasmic reticulum membrane
Molecular function (GO): protein folding chaperone
Source: RefSeq, a predicted model, not a curated record
UUCACCAAAGCAAUCGUAUCCAGCGAGUGGAAGAGGCUGAGUCGUCCAGACUCGAGAGUCAGUCAAGCGAUGUCGACACAAGCGAAUGAUCCACGGCAGCCGUCGGCGGCGAAGCCUUUUGUUUCUCCGCCAGUGAAUCCGCAAGAUCUGCCAGUCGAUUAUUCCGGUUUCAUUGCCGUAGUUUUCGGCAUCGCAGGUGUCAUGUUCAGGUACAAGCUUAGUUCGUGGUUGGCCAUCAUAUUUUGUGCCCAAUCGCUUGCGAAUAUGAGGAAUAUUGAGAAUGAUCUCAAGCAGAUUUCCAUGGCCAUGAUGUUUGCUAUCAUGGGAUUAGUAACCAAUUACUUGAGUCCUACGCGACCAGGAACGAAGAGUUAGACUCCUCGCUUAGAAUGUUCACGACGUUUUUUCCUUUUUUUCUUUUACGUAAUUUACUUUAGGAGCUUUUUAGGGUUGGUGACUGUUUUUAUAUUAUGAUGGAGAACGAACAUAGGGACCAACUAUAUGUUUUUUUUAAUUAAUAUCGGGUCAGUUUGCGUGCACCUUGACUAUUUGAUAAGUGAUGUCGUAGUAUCUAGAUGAGCUUACUCCUCCCAUCAAGAAGAUACCCAGUGUGGAGCCAAGUGAGAUGCCACAUUUUUCUUUAGCAUUCAUAUUAACUCGAAUCCCAAACGGGUGUUCAAAAGAUUUAAUGAUUCAAAAUUUUUCGUAUGGAGGGGGGGAGUGGGUUAUCUAAGCUCGAGGUUGGUUUUGGUUAGAUUUGUUUAGUUGAUUUAUGAGGUUGGAACUUGGAUGAUUUAAUUCGAAUUUAUUAUGAAUUCAAAAGUAUUGUUAUGGAAGAAUUACUUA